Messenger RNA from Colletotrichum gloeosporioides, 1845 nucleotides. RefSeq lists its product as uncharacterized. The transcript has 3 exons. The record is from RefSeq and is a predicted model, not a curated record. The coding region runs from base 1 to 1845 and encodes 614 amino acids. NCBI's taxonomy places the organism in Eukaryota, Fungi, Ascomycota, Sordariomycetes, Glomerellales, Glomerellaceae.
AUGCCAUCAAUUUCCUUUGAUGAGAACACCGAGUACCAAGAGUGUCUUCAAAGCCUGCAAUUUCCAAAUAUGCAUCGCCGACGCGAUCAGAUCGAAACGGCUCUGCGAAAAACGAACAAAUGGCUUUGGAAUCACGAUGACUACCGUAAAUGGGAACAAGAAGGUGGUCUGCUCUGGAUUUCUGGUAAGCCAGGAAGUGGAAAGUCAGUACUUGCCAAGUCAAUCCAACAUCGGUUCCGACACAAAUCGAACACAGACUGGUCAUUUUGCAGUUGGUUUUACACAUCUCGCGAUUUAGAAAUCGGCGUACGACACUCGUUCAUGUUGCGAGCGAUCAUGUAUCAGAUAUUGUUCAUGAACAAGGAUGCGUUCCUCGCAAUCAGGCCGCACUAUCGAGACCAGCAAAGUCAUUCUAGGGGCCAAAUCGAAUUAUGGUCUCAAGCAGUCUUGCAAAAGGCUUUAGUCGGCUUAUCCCGGGAUACUUGUAUGCGACCCACAAUCAUCGUCAUUGAUGGAUUCGAUGAAUCAGAUUCGGAGCCAAGUUGCAGAGCUGCGGUGUUGGACAUGUUCCACGAGCUUUAUCACAGACCGGGGCGAACACGCAUCAUACUUCUUAGCAGACAUUUGCCGGAGAUCGAGAAGCAGUCUCAAGGUUUCUUCAAGAUUCUCAUGGAAGGCUGCAAUGAAAGGGACAUAAACGAUGUCAUACGCCAUGGUAUCAAUGAACUGAGUAGUGCUUGGGGCCGCAGACUCACUUCAACACAACCCCCGAAAACAAGCGCAAUGGGAGAACCACAGACAGAAGUAUCGGACCCGACCCUAAGGAAGAUCGAAUCUUACCUUCGAAACAACUCAUCUGGAGUCAUACUUUGGGUGCGACUAGUUUUCCGCGAGAUUGAGACGGAUUUUAAGCGACGAACAGGCUUCACAGAAGAGGAGCUUUGGCGAGCCAUCGAGUCUUUGCCCUUGGAAUUAGAAAGUCUUUAUGCCCACUCGUUGAGACGACUCUCCAAAUCCAUGAGCCCUGAGGAAGAAGCUACUGCAAAGGAAAUCUUUGCGUGGAUUGUCGUAUCUCCAAACAUCGAAGCAUUGCAACUACCGCAGCUAAGAGAGGCAAUGGCACUGUCUAAAUUUAUUCCAGGAGAGGACUACUCAACAAAACUGUUGCAGGAUAGGAAAACUUUGCUCAUGCAGACACCCAACGGCGAGCUCGACUGGAAUCACUUCAGGAAUAUCGUCUAUGAACAUUGCGGUCCUUUGGUUGAAUUCGUACCACUGAUAUCUCAAUCGCCUUACGAAGAAGACAGCCGUCUCGUUCAGUCAUCAUCCGAUAUUUCAAGUAUGACAGCGCAGCUUAUCCACCAGACUGUCGACGUCUUCCUCCGUGACCCCAGUCGAAGUGGUAGCUGGUUUAUCGAUCAACAAGAGGUUGAAAGAAAGAUAGCCAACAUAUCACAUGGUUACCUUGGUAUUGGCAAGUCGUCACGACCUACGCCCAAGCGCUUAAUGGCGGACCAAUUGAUCAACAGCCACAUCCACGGUCACUUUGGUGCGCUCAAAAAGAACUUUUCCAAUGUCAUGAGCACUCCGUUCGAGCUACUAGCCAUGGACGAGUACCAAAGACUGCGCCCGCUGGCAUCUUUUGCUCUGGCUACCAUAAGUCGACUCAAUUCAUAUCAGCAUUCUGUUGUUGAAGCACUGGAAUUGAUCGACAACAAGUUAAAGAUCGAAGACCGUUUGGUCACUUAUUGCAUGCCAGAUCUCUUGUUCACUCCUCCGGCCCUCGGAACAAGCCUCAAGCGUAUCACAAGAGAACCUUCGUCAAGGGGCGAGACCUGGAGAUGA